GCAAGCUCGGCUACACCUGCGGCAUGCACCCGGACAGUGAGGAGUUUUCCUCCGUCGGCGGUUGGGUGGCCACGCGCGCGAGCGGGAUGAAGCAGCAGCGCUACGGAAACAUUGAGCAAAUGUGCUUGGGCGUCAACGUCGUUGCUCCCGCCGCAGUCACCGCGAAGCCCGACGACUCCUCGGCGCCGGAGCAACAGCAAGUCCAGGUACUGGCGCUCAAAAAAUCGGACGAGCAUGGUGGUCCUCGUACCAGCACGAACAUCGGCUUGCGCGAUUUUUUCCUGGGUUCCGAAGGGUGCUUCGGGUGCAUCACCAGCGUGAAAUUAGCUAUCCAUCCACUGCCGGAAGUCGUCCAAUACGAAGCGAUCCUCUUCCCCGACUGGGAACACGGCAUCGCAUUGCUAGAGCGCCUCGCGAGAGCUCCGUCCACUGCAUUUAUGCCCCCAAGUUUUUAUCCUCAUCAACAUAUAUUAAUCAAUUACAGAUUUUCCGACACAUAUUUAUAAUCAAUUCAUGACAUUUAUUCGCCCAGCCUUUUUGGUUACGCUUCAAAUGAUGAAGGUCACCUACAGUAUAGGAUGACCAUCCACAGCUACUCCAAACGAAUUAUCUUAAUUCUGAAGAGUUGUUUUUAUCCAGAUAGGGAGAGUUAAAGUUUUUGAUGUUUCAUCUGAGCAUGCAUGAUACUACGUCCUUGCUCUAAUGUGUACAUUCCCGCGAGCAUUCGCUUGGUGGACAACCAGCAGUUCAGAUUUGGGCAAGCGUGCAAAGCGGAAGUGACCAGUGCUGUGGGCAAAGCGAAGGAUUUCAUGAAGAGGCAAUUGGUGACCAAGGUUCUCGGCUUCGAUCCGGCAGUGAUGUGCGCGGCUACGGUGGUGUUUGAGGGGGGCAAGGAAGAAGUCGCUAUGCAGAAGGCCUACUUGAACGAGCUGCGCAAGCAGUACUUUGGCAUCUGGGGUGGCAGUGAGGCCGGCGCAAACGGCUACCGACUGACCUACGCGAUUGCGUACAUCCGCGACCUUGCGGAUCAGAUGGGCAUUUUGGGCGAGUCGUUCGAAACGAGUGUGCCAUGGUCGCGUGUGCCGUUUGUGAUCAAGAGCGUGAAGGCCUUUCUGCAAAGCGGCGCGCCGCUGUACGAGGGAACCAACUACCCCUGCUACCAGGACAUGGGUUUUUCGCUUGAGGAUACUCCAGAGCAGCUCGUCGAUGCGGCUGCCUACGAAAGGACCAGCCGGAACGGCAAUAAGAAGGUGACGAAACUUGUAGAAAACUCACACUGGAUCAGCUACCGCGUUUCCCAGCUCUACAAGCAAGGCGUCUGCAUCUAUUUCUACAUGGCGUUACCAGUGCCGCCGAAAUACAUCGGACCAACCGCGGAAAUAAACAUUAAGUCUCAAAACACUAUUAGAAUACUUCACCUAUAACUAUACCACCCGUUUUUGUUUUUUUUCGGUCUUAUCCUAACUAGGUUGGCUCCACCACUACUAUUAAGAACAUUAUUUUACCGGAUCAUCAGUCCUUGUCUUCUCUAUCUCAUACUCCUCGUCUGAUUCUUGUCUCUGCUUGACACGGCUCAUUCCUCCUCAUCUCAUGCUCCUCAUGUGAUUGUUGUUUCCGCUUGCGUGUGAGAGUGUCUGUAAAAACUCCGUACUUUUUCAUCUUUCAUCUUUUGAGAACUCUAUUUCUUCUAAGAUACAAGCGAAGGUUGAGUACUAUGAGAUCGUGGAGAGGGGUUGUCGCCGCUGUAUCCUGGAUGCCGGUGGCUCCCUGUCGCACCAUCAUGGAAUUGGCAAGAUCCGUCGAGAUUUCGCAUCGGACGUCUUCACACCACAGGCGGCAGACUUGCUCAAUACCAUACGCGGAACGCUGGAUCCGAACCAAGUCCUGCAAGCUGGAAAUGGCAUCUUCCAAUGAGCAGGUUCGUUGGAGGACGAAUUUAUAAUUAGACUGUAAUUAGUAGACUAGUAAUUAGUAGGCUAAUUAGUAGUACGAUGCUGGUGGUCAUACUCAUACUCAUACUCAUAGAAGUGGUAUAAUUUAAGGAAGGAAUUCAUAGACCACCAUUGCUAGUGCGAUAGUCAUAGUACUUCUAAAUGCCUGUACGAUCAUUGGAUCGGUGGAAUAAGAGGACAAGGAAGUUUCACAAUUUGAUGAUCAUAGGAUCAUUGAAACACGAUUUGCAUUUCUGUUUGAAAAUGCUAUAUGGUAAUAGCAGUUUAUAGGUUAGAAUAAGUACUAGAGUUGGCGGGAACGUUGAUCAAUACAAUGGGAAGCCUCCUGACAGAUCUUCUUAUGCGGCAUUUUGGCCAUCAUUAUGCUUGCAAAUUAUGUUGAGACUGGAAUGUCACAGGCUGGCUCUGGGUGAGGCUGGUGCGCGCCCGGGCGGGGGAGCAAGGAGCAGUUCGCUGAUAAAGGGGAGUGCUUCGCUUUUCAUUUUUCCGUUGUUUGUCCUCCUGAACAAUUAGGGGUUUUUCUACAAUGUUGUACAUAAUAGAUUUAUGUCCACAUGAUUAUGCCAGGCACAUCCACAUAUCUUAAUUCAUUUACUUAAAUGUUCCGCAACAUAUCAUCUAGUUUAGUUGUUUUAAGUGGACACUAACACAUUAGGUGGUUGGUACUACAUGAUUAAUGAUAGAUUAUUAUCACAGGCUAGCGCAGGGAUGACGACAUCCCUGCGCUGCUGUUAAGUUUAUUAAGUCACUCCGGGCUGUCUCGUGUAAGUAUAAGGUCUAGACUUAGAAAACAAGGCCGCCAGGCUCUGACAUACUGGCAAAUUGCAUGACUUUAAGGAAAAAGGGGAAGAAGAGGGAGGAGGGAAAUACUGCAGAGACAGGAAGGGAUAAACUUACCCGCUACUUUCUGGAAGCGGCCAACGAUUGGCAGCAAGAACGUGGGUCCGAACUGAAGGGAGUUAUACUUACAGAAGUGCGCUGCUUUGGCGACAAGCGUCGCGCGUGAAAGUAUCGCCAAAGGGCUGCACGCGUCAGAGCAGGGAGCCUUCACACGAAUCAACUGAAAAGAACCCAGGCGACACGACCUGACUGCACGCGACGCGCGUGAGAGAUAUGCGCCGCGUCUUCAGUCAGUCACACAGUAGCCACGCAAUAGCCGAAACCCCAGAAUUAUACUGCUGAAAAAGUUGAAAACUGCUACACAGCAGAAGAAAGGCCACUACGUUCAGAACCGGGCGGGUCUGGUGCUGCUGCAGACAGUUGCUGCGUGCGGCAUUUUUGAAGGGGUUGCAAACUCUUGCGCGCAAGAUAAUUCGCACCAGAUUGAGACAGCGCACCCGCUCGAAAAUUUUGGCCAGUAUCUAUACGCGAGAGGCCCAGCCUAGCUCUUGCCACUGUGUUGCUUGUCCAAUGCAGUGAAAACCUCGAAGAGCCUGCUGGCAGCAAGAAUUGGAACAAUCUUGGAGGCCGAGCGAAUCAGAAAAACAAAAACAGCGACCGCCCCACGAUCGAGAGGGAGAGAGUGAGAACUUGCCAAAGCGCCUCACACAGAGGGAACACUUAAAGGAGGGGACCUGGCUAGCGAAUUAAUAGGGAGCAAACGUGUAGCACGUACGGACUGCCUGGAUUCGAUAAGCCAGCACUUUGGCCGGCUUGCGCCAAACGAAUUGAGAAAGUAGCGGGUUGCGCUGUUUCAGAUAUUGGCGAAACCGUCGCGGGGAACGAAGCUUGGCCAUGCUUCUCCACGAUACAAAAACCGCGCAACGGGGUAGCCUGAAGGGGGGCCAAAGUGCUGCACUGCUGCAAGGCUCCCUUCUGCCUUCUACCGUAAGACAGGCGCUGCGCUUAUCGCUUUGAGUUCGUGGCCGUGGCUUAUUGAAUCCCGCAGCGGCUAAAGCUAAGCAGUAGCAUAGUCCAAAGCGAGCGACGGACUCGGUUCUGGUUGGUUCCACUGGUUUUAGGAUUGCUAUCAGCGAAGCGAGUGCUUAAGAAGCACGACUUCGCUGGCUCGCGAGUUAGAAGUAGACCGAUGCGGUGAGAAUCCUACACGCUAACACUGACGAAGCAGCAAAAACCUUGGAGCGAUGUGGUUGAUGGUAGCACAGUAGUGCCCACUUUCCAUGGUGUUCCCGUGCUUCGUGCUCAUGCGUGGAUAGUGCUCGCGCCCGUGAAGAUCAUCCCAGCAGCAUUGCUGGACUGGUGUUCUGUUUUCUUUGGUAAGUAUCCAACUCCAAAAAGAAACUUGCCGCAAGUGUCUCCGUCGUCGUUCCCGUUCAGCUAGCGCCGGCGCAUGUGCGGCAUCUUUCGCCCCGGAAAAAGCACGCUGAUGGCAUGACUUGCAGCAAAGACAUGACAAGAAUGAAAGCAGAAGAAAACGCGGAGCAUUUGAGUUCGAUGCAUAGAGAGCAAAAGAGAGACCAGGCCUGACCUCGAUGGCAUAACAAUGAAGCGCGCAACUCUCGCGCACUCUGUGGCCUUAGUAUUUUGCUUUUUUGUCCGGUUUAGCUCCUCCCAUGUCGCGCGCAGUGCAUCGGCUGAACUGUCGACGCCGAUGGCGUCGCUUGCAAAAAAUGCAAGAGAGCACGCGCGCAAUGCUAGACGCGUUAGCCAGAUGAUGCAGAUGCCGCCUCGCUGAUGUGAGCAGGCUUCUCCUUUGAUUGUGCGGCCCUAUUUGGCGCCGUGUCAUUUGGAUGCUUCUGCCAGGAGCGUACGGCAUGCGUAUGGUAUGCUGUGGACUGGUUAGGCUGAUAGCUCACCGGCCUGCCGUGGCUUUGUUGUGGCGUUCGUGUUGGUCUUGAUUCUUAACCGUGUGCGAUGUUCGUCACAACUGUGGCGCCAUAAUUGAAUCUGGGUCCGUCUGGGGGCUCUCCAUGCAAUUCUUAAAGGAUAACGCCCGCAGUGAUUGACUGGCGCUCUUUCUAAUAUAUCACCGAGCGAGGCACUCGCUUCCUGUUCCUGUACGUAUAACCUGCGUGCUUUUUCUAUAUUCAAUUGGAGGCCUCUACUUGGAUGGAUGGAAAACAAAAGCCAUCAACCCGGCGGCCGCUCUUUGAUUCUCGUCGAACUUGAUCGAUUUGCUUUUAUUUUACUGAAGUCAGUGAUGCCUUGCGCUCUAAAGUCUGAAUCCGAUGUGAGUGCGCCUACCGUUGGCUUUCGAAAGCGAUGCGAGCCACAGUGGGGAAGUUAUGUAGCAAGCUACUCCGCUUCCAUGGCCAUCAUUUUUUUGACAGCCUUCCCCGGUGUUUUGGCCGCCUUCUUCGGUGCUUUCUUUGGCAGCCUUCGCCGUUGCUUGUUUCGGUUGCUUUGUGUUUUUUUUCAUUGGGUUGCCCACUUUCGCCAUUCUCUUCAUAAGGGCAGGCUUUUCCCCAACGCCUUGGGCCUUCAUAGCUUUGCUCGUGCUAGCGCUUCGCCUCGUCGUGGUCGGUAGCCUUGGGCGAUUCGCUGAUUGCGAAGUUGGUUUGUUCUGUUCUUUGCUUGAGUGCUUCCGCGUCGGUGUUGGUAUCAGAAGAAGAACCUGCUGGGAAUGGAAACGCGGCGGGGUAUGAAUGUGACGAAUUCCCUUCGUUCAAGCUUUUCGGUUACGUAUGGGGUAACCUCUCACGCAAAGAGCUCGACACUUACCGGCGGCAGCCGCUUGAGCUCGCUGGGAGCUCUGACGAAGAAAGCCAAGCGCAGAGGGGUCAGAAGUAGGCAAAUCCGUGGGGUGCUGCGUAGGGGCUUGGGGUGGUUGGUACGCAGCAGCGACCAGCUUUUCACUUUCAUACUUCUCCAAAAAAUCGCGGCGGAGCACGUCCGGCACCUCCGUGAGCGAAUCAGUAUGGACUUGCGAUGCAUUUUCGCCCAUACUGCGCACGAGUUUCAGCGCAGAGGCAUCGCCACCCUUGUGGGUGCGGGUGGUGGCUGACGUCGCGCACUCCUUGGCGGGUGCUGCGGCUACCAACUGCGUCAGCAGAUUGUAGACCUGAAGAAAGGGGGAGAGCCUUAGAGGGCUGGGCCAUGGAAACUGGAAGCGCUUCGACCGAGAGAGAAACACGACGCAGAGACGCAGAGCGGAGACGAAAACUAACGAAAGCGCCGACUUUAGUUUUUUGAUAAGAUAGCAGAGAUUUUUUUUCUGUUUCCUAUGAAAAAAAAGGCAGAGCGCAACGCCGUAAGCGGGAGCAUGCGCAUGCCAGACCAUCAGCAGAGUAACGCAAGGCCUUGCGUCACUCUACGCCUUACGUAGAUGCAACGCCUAAAAAAGCAGAAAAGAGGCCAGCCAUAGGCGACGAAGUGCCGACGGAUCGAAAACAAAGAGAAAGUUAACAAAAAGACGGUAAUCAAAUGUAUCGACUCGCUUCUUCGUCUACGUUCUUUGCCUGGCUUCUUUGUCUCUCUCAUCGUCUCAAGCAUAAAAAAACCAUCGUCGUGCGUCCGUCUUUCGUCUGUCUUCAUGCUCAAAAAAAAGCCAGACUCUCGGGCAAGGAAUGCAUAACUUCGCGAAACUCACAAUUCGAUAUAGCUUAUACGAGAUACUAUUUAUUUUCCGAGAUCAUGAUACAAAAGGAUCUGCCCAUUUUAGAAGUUCAUAAUAUGUUUGUUGGGAUUAUAGAUCUGAAACAUUGGUGGACAACAUAAUGAGACAUGUGCAUGCUUCUAGUUGGCGUACAACAAUUUUUGAAGUUUAACAGCAUGACAGCAUAUUUUUCACCGGCGAACCAAGUUGAAGAGUCGACUCUUCUUUUCGAAAUUCACAGUAAACUUUGAGGACAGUGAAAUCUGUCAACCGACUAAUACUUGAUGCAGGCAUUAUUGAUUAGGUCGGUCGACAGAUUUCACUGACGACAGUAACUUUGAGGACAGUAAACUUUGAGGACCGACCUAAAUGCAUGCAGCAGGACUUAUGAAUGACUUAAUUCGAUCGGUGGGCGAGCUUUAUGUUUGAUAUCUCUGGAGGAGGAGUCAUGAGUGGGUCCGCUGUAGUGAUAGAAGCAAAUUUGAACGGACUCGCUUUAUGAGACGUUGAUGCUCUUAUCCCUUUUAUUUCAUUGUAAAGGGCUCUGGUAAGUACAGCAUUUAAGCAUGGUAUGUAAUGAUAUGGAAUCGGAGUAAGCCUGGUUAUGCAGUUUGUCAGCAUCUUUCUGACAUACUCUGAGAGAGAGAGAGAGUACUUUUUCCGAUACAUCAUCAGGACUCAAAGAACUUCGUUGGUUGGUCUAGUGUUAAAUUGUGGCAUUAACAUGACGACAGUAGAAAAAGGGUGGC
Amoebophrya sp. A25 is the source of this 7196-nucleotide messenger RNA. The record is from the annotation of a GenBank genome assembly. Lineage: Eukaryota; Dinophyceae; Syndiniales; Amoebophryaceae.